AUGGCGACUACACCAAAUAGAGGGAUCGUUGUCAUUUCAGGUGGAAGUGCGGCAAACAACUUGGUUGAUGUGUUCAGUGCGGUUCGCGAAAGCAAGAAUUGCCAACUUAGCUACAUCAUCCCAAUCAGUGAUAAUGGAGGAUCAUCUUCCGAGUUGAUUCGCAUUUUCGGAGGCCCUGGGAUCGGCGAUGUUCGAAGUAGAUUGGUCCGCUUGAUUCCCGACUCGCCGACAAAUCCUGAAAGGUCCGCUGUCAAGUCAUUAUUCAACCAUCGACUGCCUGCUGAAGCCAGUGUCGCUGUCCAUGAAUGGCAGUCCAUCGUGGAUGGUACAUCGGGGCUAUGGACAUCCAUCACCCCUGCAAAGAAAGAGCUGAUACGCUCAUUUUUCAAUGUAUUGAAUUUGGAAAUUUUGAAGCGUGCCCGCCCGCCAUCAUCGACCUUUGACUUUACUUCUGCAAGCGUCGGAAACCUUUUUUUGACUGCAGCCCGGCUUUUUAGUGGCAGCUUCGAAAGCGCCAUCUAUCUACUUGGAAGCAUCUGCGGCGUCCCGUCAGAUCUGGUGCGCGUUAUUCCGGCAAUCAACUCCAACUUCUCGCACCACAUUUCGGCCUCACUUGCUGAUGGAACUGUUAUUGUGGGCCAGAACAGUAUUUCCCAUCCCAGCGAGGCCACGGCUCUGCAGCAUACCCCUGGGUCCAGGCGACCCAGUCUACUACUCGCCGACGGAGAUGACAUUGACUACACAGACUCUGAGCUGUCAGAUCCAACGACCUACGAAGAAGACCAUCUUCCUGGCUCUCUUGCCACCCUUCGUAAUAAGAAUAUCAAAUUCAGUAAGACCGAGAACGAAGAUUUGAGUUCCCGAAUUACGCGCAUCUGGUAUAUCAAUCCCUACGGCCAAGAAAUUCGACCACCAGCCAACCCACGGGUACUAGAAGCAAUCAAUGAUUCCCAAGCCAUCAUCUACAGCAUCGGGUCUCUCUACACUUCCAUCAUUCCUGCCAUCGUCUUGCGCGGCGUGGGCAAAGGAAUCGUCUCCAGUCCAGCCCGGCAUAAGAUCCUCAUCCUGAACGGCUCCUUAGACCGAGAGACAGGACCUCCGUCCGCACCAUUCGCCGCCUCGGACUUCGUCGAGGCGAUUGUGAGUGCCGGCGAGGAAAGUCGUGGACGAGGCCCGAUUAGUCUUCCUAAACGUGAAAGUCACGACUCGGCAGAUCCUCUGCCAGAACAUGUUCGACAAUACAGGACUCUUCCUUACACGGCAUAUGUCACCCAUAUAUUACACUUGGAGGGCCCCGGCACGCCGCAUGUGGACCGGGAGCGGCUCACGGGUAUGGGCAUCGAAACACUUCGUCUUUACGGGCGGAAAAUCACGGCUAUGGAUGGCGAUAAAGAGGUCGUCGUGGGAAUGCAGUAUGAUCCCAACGCCCUUGUGCAGGCCAUCGAGGUCGUGCUGGGGAAGAAAGGCGAUGCGAUGAUUCGAGGGGGGUUGGAAGUGGACUGA
This is a messenger RNA of Penicillium soppii, 1503 nucleotides long. Its product is annotated as gluconeogenesis factor YvcK family protein. The coding region runs from base 1 to 1503 and encodes 500 amino acids. Lineage: Eukaryota; Fungi; Ascomycota; Eurotiomycetes; Eurotiales; Aspergillaceae. The record is from RefSeq and is a predicted model, not a curated record. Gene Ontology annotation, molecular function: LPPG:FO 2-phospho-L-lactate transferase activity. The transcript is spliced from 2 exons.